Molecule: messenger RNA, 3372 nt
Organism: Stylophora pistillata
Lineage: Eukaryota; Metazoa; Cnidaria; Anthozoa; Scleractinia; Pocilloporidae
Product: trace amine-associated receptor 9-like
Biological process (GO): G protein-coupled receptor signaling pathway
Cellular component (GO): plasma membrane
Molecular function (GO): G protein-coupled receptor activity
Source: RefSeq, a predicted model, not a curated record
AAGUUUUGGGGUUUUGCCUGUUUGCCACCCACACAUGUGAUGUUUUCUGUACUUCAAGCGGCAAGGUACAAUUUGCGAAUUGGAAAAAAACCCAGUAAUGUCAUAUUAAGUUAUCAAGAGAGCAACUUGUAUUUUGUGGUUGUGAAGUUCUUUACGACGUGAUAAUCAUAGAGGCACAUAUGUUAACUGUGUCUUUCCAAAAAUUUAUUCAAAAAAACUUUGAUGGUAGUUUCAGGCCUCAAUACAAGCUAUUAUGCUAUGAAAAGGUAGUUUCUUGUGAGGACGAUGUAUACUGUUGUGAAUAUGUAGUUUUUAUAUAUAUCGACAGCCAUAAAAAUACCUGUUGUGCUGUAGCACAAGAAGUAACGGCUGAGCUUGCAACCAAUCUGAGCAAUAAAGUUCCAUGUUUUGCGGCGAAAUCAACAUUGUUUAGGAAUAUAUUACCAUGAUAUCAUGUCGUUAAUUUAUGAUAUGAUCUCAUGGAUUAAGGGAAACUUUCUUUAUGUUAGAGGAGACAAACGGACUUUGGAGAGGUAAAACCCGACUGCCGUAAAUCAACCCAAACACUGUUCCUAGAGCUUAGAUUGCGAACGAAGAAAAAUCCUAGAUAACAUCACGGCGAAUUUAACUGAGGAACAAAAUUAUACGACAACAAGCCCAGAGUUUUUCCGCUCGUCAGUUCUCGGAGCGGCUCAGAAGAUAUCCCUUUCAGCCAUAUGUCUUCCUCCGUCCAUUGCUGCAAUCGUAGGAAAUUUUCUGAUCAUCGUUACUCCCCGAAAGGUGUCGGAACCUACCAAGAGCAUGUCAGAGUUUUCGUGGGUUAACCUUAAGCACGUUUGGAAUACCACGUGUUAUAAAUUAUAUGUUGCGAUGAAUUUAUUUACUGAAGACGCUCUUGACGAUCCAUCAAAUACUAAGUUCUUUAUUUUAGAAUUUGAUAGAUAUAAAAAAGGAAAUAAACUAGAAAUUAUAUCAGAACAAAUGUUUAAAGCUAUUUAGCACCUUUCACUUGCUGCACUUCCAAAUAAAGUGUAAUUUGUGUUGAUGGCACCAUAGCCGCCUGGCUGCAAAACAAGAAGUUUCCCAUUUAUGCCUUGAAAAUGGGCAUUUUUGUUAUUUUUGAUUUUAUUUUCAUUAACUUGGAAACCAAUCAAACUCUCUACCGAAAACAAAGGAGAGGAAACAGUUUUAAGGACACAGCACCCAGCUAUUAUUUGACCAUUUUAUUUGGUGUAGGAUCAUAAAUUAAUUGGGGUGGAAGUUCUUCUAGCUUCAGUUCCUUUCUUUAUAUAUAUCAAGACACGUACAGAUAAGAAAAUAACUGAGAGUUUUGCACCUGUCAUAAUGCGUGCAGCAUUUACAUCGGUUAACUCUUUCUGACGUGUGGCACUCACUGACAGUACUGAAGACUUUAAGCAAACCACGAAGGCGACGGCAGAGAGAACGCGACGAAACUAAAGAUUUAUUAAAUGAGAAAAAAGACAAACACAGGAUUUACUGGCGCUUUUUCGUUUGAUAACUCGACUAAAGAUCGACAGUUUUCUCCCUUUUAAUAUCUGUUGGUCGCCAGUUGGCGACUUAGGUCGAAAUACCAUGGUGACCAAAAUGGUCGCAGCUUGGAAUGCUAAAAAGGUGUUUUUCACCAUUAACCUCUAUCAACCACAAACAUUGGAAGUUGGAAAAAUUGACGAUUCUUUCCAUGCUUGUGCAAGCACGCCCUUCUCUGCUUCAUCCCUUGACUUAGAUGGCUCCUAAAACAUAUCAUUAUAUUCACACCUAUGAUGUCAAUGUUUCUCUUUUAUUUUGCAACUGACACAGUUGAAGGAAUUCAAGGCCGAAACUCUUACGCGAGUCAGUUUUCAAUAAGCUGAGAAGAGACGAAUCGACUUAGAAGUGGUAAGAAACCGACUGCUGUAAAUCAACCCAAAUAGUAUUACUAAAGCUUGGAUUUCAAAUAGAGAGAGAGCCUAAAUGAAAUUAUGGCGAAUUUAACUGAGGAUAUAAAUUAUACAAAAACAAGCCCAGAGUUUUUCUGCAGUAUUGGUCCCGGAGCAGCUCAGAAGAUAUUCAUGUCAGCCACAAAUCUUCCAGCAUCCGUAGUUGCAUUUGUAGGAAAUUUUCUGAUCAUCGUUACUCUUCGUAAGGUGUCGUGCCUUCAUACGCCCUCGAAACUUUUGCUCGGUUGUCUUGCGUGCACAGAUCUGGGCGUGGGCCUCAUUUCACAACCUCUUUACAUUGUUUACUUCCUGUCUUCAGAGCACUCAAAGGAUUGUUACUACUCUUACUUACUUCUUAGUACUUUUGGAUCAAUAUUCUGCGGGGUAUCGCUGUUGACAAUGACUGCAGUAAGUGUNGACAGACUUCUCGCUCUUUUGCUGGGGCUGAGAUACAGACAGGUAGUAACUGCGAGGCGAGUGCGACUCCUCGUUAUUACGUUUUGGGUCUUCGGCAUUCUCAAUGCAGCAGUAGUAUUUUAUAGUCAUCCUCUUGCUCGUGGCAUCGCUGUUGCAGUGAUGUUGUUAUGCAUAACUAUCUCCUCUUUCUGCUACACCAAAAUUUAUCGCACCCUUCGUCUUUCUCAAGCCCAAGUGCAAGAUCAAGCUCACCAAGGACAACAAAAUGGAGAAGGAAUUCAACUGAACAAAGCGAGAUACAAAAAGACAGUGUCAACAGCUCUGUGGGUACAAAUGGCAUUAUUGGUUUGUUAUCUCCCUUAUGGUUUAGUUGCUGGUUUUAUUUCUAUCAGUGGAUUGAUUACACCUUUCCUUAACUUCACUAGGGCUUUUGCGAUAUCUCUGUUGUUAUUUAAUUCGACUCUAAACCCAUUCCUGUAUUGUUGGAAGAUGAGGGAAAUAAGACAGGCCAUGAAACACACGGUCAGACAGUUUUGUCGUUUCCCUACUCAGGAAACCUAGACUAAGUAAGAUAAGGCCCCUGUUUAGUCUUGUAUUUGAAGGAAAUGAUAAUCGGUGAGACAAAGUUAUUCCGUUGCAAAAUAAAAUGUUUGUGUAAUUGUGUAAACUCAAAUUAUGACAUUUAGAAAUCUGUUUUUAGCGUAUCAGACGGACCUUAAGAAAGAGUGCGGGACCGAGGAAGGAACAGGAAAACAAAAACAUGAAUGUGAAAAAGUGAUACGCAACAAAUAAGGAGGAACAGAGAAUCUGCGAAACGCACUGAAAUGAGCUUUCGGAAUAAUGAAUGAAGGAAACCAAAGCUGUAUUCGUUUGGGAAAGACGAGCACCCUUUAUUUCAUACAGUAGGUAGUGGUACCCUAAAGAACAUGCUUAUGAUGAACCUGCCAAGAGCAUGUCAAAUUUUUUGUGUGUUAACCUUAAGCAUGUUUGGAAUACCGCGUGUAAUAAAUUAUAUCUC